Molecule: messenger RNA, 1747 nt
Organism: Schizophyllum commune H4-8
Lineage: Eukaryota; Fungi; Basidiomycota; Agaricomycetes; Agaricales; Schizophyllaceae
Product: MFS general substrate transporter
Exons: 12
Coding region: 139-1671 (510 amino acids)
Biological process (GO): transmembrane transport
Molecular function (GO): transmembrane transporter activity
Source: RefSeq, a predicted model, not a curated record
GCUCUCUACUUCCACGCUGGGCUCAGCCUGUCCCUUCAAGCAGACCACUUCUUGUUCUUACGACACCGCAUACGACAAGUCCCGAACAUAUCCCCGGUCUCCUCUGGGUCGUCCCACCUACCGUGACCUUGUGCAGACAUGGCCACGUCGGAUACUGAAAAGCGCGACGUGCCACCCAAUGAACAGAACAUCACCACUCAGGAGGGUGGUCAACUGCAACAGGUCAAGACGCGUAGUACUGCUCCUCCGCGACCUAUCAGUGUGCAAGAACCCAAUGAACCGUACAGCGUAUACACGCGAGGUCAGAAAUGGGCCAUAGUCUCCCUGAUCUCGCUAGGUGGUCUGUUCAGCCCCCUCAGCGCCAACAUAUACUUCCCCGCAAUUCCAACGUUGGCAGAUGACUUUCACAAGUCACUCGAGCUUAUCAACUUGACGGUCACCAUGUACAUGAUCUUCCAAGGCCUGUCGCCCACAUUCUGGGGCACCAUGGCCGACCGCUACGGCCGGAGGAUGAUGUUUGCCGCCUGCCUCAUCCUCCUCUCGCUAUCGUGCGUCGGUCUCGCGCUAACGCCGACAAACGCCUACUGGCUGCUCAUGGUGCUGCGCUGCGUACAAGCAGCGGGGUCAGCGAGCACCAUAGCGUUGUCGGCGGGCGUGGUUGUCGAUAUCGCGGACGUGCAUGAGAGGGGAGGCUUCUUUGGAGUGGCUAAUUUGGGGCCAAUGGUGGGUCCCGCGAUAGGUCCCGUACUAGGUGGCGCGCUUAGUGGGGGUCUCGGUUGGAGAUCCAUCUUCUGGUUCCUCUGCAUUGCAUCUGGGGCUUGCGCCCUCGUUAUCCUCCUCUUCCUCCCCGAAACCCUCCGCGCCCUCGUCGGCGAUGGCCGCUACCGCGCUCCCCACUACGCCCGCCCCUGGCUCCCCUUCCUCUACCGCGGCACCGACUCCGCCCGCCUCUCCGGCCCGCGCCCCAAGUUCCGCAACCCCCUUCGCCUCCUCCUCCAGCCCGACAUCCUCGUCCUCCUCCUCUGCAACUCGAUGAUCAACUCCAUCCUAUACGCCGCGACGACGAGUACGGCCAAUCUGUUCCCGGAUAUCUACCCGUAUUUGGGGGAUACGACGCUGGGGUUGUGCUUCUUGACGAUUGGGGGCGGGAUGGCGAUUGGGACGGUGCUGGUGGGAAGGGUACUCGAUGCGGAUUAUGCGAGGUAUGAGAGGAAGGUGGAGAAGAAGGCGAGGUUGGAGGGGAGGGAGGCGGGGUCGGGUCAGUUUCCGAUUGAGAAGGCCCGCUUGCGACUGGUCGUGCCGACCUUCAUCAUUCUCAUCAUCGUCACUGUCGGCCUGGGCUGGUGCUAUGAGGCGCGCACGCAUAUUGCGGCACCGCUCAUCCUGCUCUUCCUCAAUGGGAUGAUGACCAUUGCCCUCAUGAACAUGACACAGACGCUCAUCGUCGACCUGAUGCCCAAGCAGGGCGCCUCCAUCACUGCUUGUAACAACCUGCUUCGCUGCCUCAUCGCAGCGGGCUUUGUGUCUGUUCUUGCCCUCAUGUUCGAUAGCAUGGGUCCCGGCUGGACCUUCGUCCUCAUCGACGGCAUCGCCGUUCUCUUCUACCUUCCCGGGAUGCUCUACGUCUUGAAGGUCGGGCCCAAGCGGCGCCUCAUGCGUGCAAGCGCGUGAACGAAACAAAAGACACUCGACGAUUGCACGAUAGCCAUGGGAACGGACUUUACGAGACGUCAACGCGUCAACUGGG